CACGCGACACCCGGAAAUGGAGGCGCUGCUAUGACGAUGAUAAAGAUGAGGAUGAUGAUGAUAGUGUAGCGGCAGCUGAACCGAGAGGAGAUAAACCCAGCGGCUAAAAAACAAAACAAAUAAAUAAAAUCAGCUUUCAGCGCUGUAAGUUUUUUUUUUUCUUUUGUGAAGAUGAGCGACGUGGAUCAGAUCAGGAUGGAACUUUUCGUGAAGGCAGGAAGUGAUGGUCAGGUCAUCGGCAACUGUCCAUUCUCUCAGCGUCUCUUCAUGGUUCUGUGGCUGAAAGGAGUCGUCUUCGACGUCACCACGGUGGACAUGAAGAGGAAACCAGAUAUCUUGAAGGACCUGGCACCGGGUGCUCAGCCUCCUUUCCUGCUGUGCGGCGGCGAGGUGAAAACCGACACCAACAAGAUCGAGGAGUUCCUGGAGGACAAUCUCUGCCCUCCCAAGUGUCCACGUCUGGCUGCUCGUAAUCCAGAGUCCAACACAGCCGGUGUGGACAUCUUCUCCAAGUUCUCUGCCUACAUCAAGAACUCCAACCCUCAGGCAAAUCAAAAUCUUGAGAAAGGCCUGCUGAAGGCUCUGAAGAAGUUAGACGACUACCUCGGCACCCCACUUCCUGACGAGAUCGACGCAAAUAGUGCCGAUGAGGUCACUUCCUCGUCGCGCCCCUUCCUGGACGGCCAGGAGCUCUCUCUGGCUGACUGCAAUCUGCUGCCGAAGCUGCACAUCGUGAAGGUGGUUUGUUUAAAAUACAGAAACUUCACCAUCCCCGAGUCUCUGACAAACGUCUGGAGGUACCUGAACGCAUCGUACGCCAGGGAGGAGUUUUCUGCCACCUGCCCGGUGGACGAGGAGAUCCACAUCGCCUAUUCAUCUGUAGCUAAGGCUCUGAAGUAGGAGGAGAUGUAUUCAAAGGGAAAAUCAAGAGCACAUACACACCUUUUAAAGCAAACAUUUACUCUGCAAACAAUCUGUCAAUGCAAGCGUAACUAACAGUUUUCUGUGCAGGACUUGAGCGUUUCUUUUCAUCUUCAUAUAGCUUUUAGGAACAUCAGAGCUGCUGCAGCAUUCUCGGACUACACCCACAGGUGUACCUUUGUACUCACAUUUAGAACAGGGUCACUUUUCACCAGCAGAUCAACCAGGAAGUUCAAUAAGCUGAAGGCCUUGCCAACACAAACUCUGUUCUGGUGACUCAUUCAAAUAAUUGCUUUCAGGACAACAAACGUACAUUUUCAACCCACUCCCUUUUUUUAAUUUCAAACU
Molecule: messenger RNA, 1269 nt
Organism: Nematolebias whitei (Rio pearlfish)
Lineage: Eukaryota; Metazoa; Chordata; Actinopteri; Cyprinodontiformes; Rivulidae
Gene: clic1
Product: chloride intracellular channel 1
Exons: 7
Coding region: 172-900 (242 amino acids)
Source: RefSeq, a predicted model, not a curated record